ACCACUUCAUUAUUGAGGAAACUGUGCCUUGAAGAUUAUAAAUUGCUUCUGAAAAUGUAAUUUUAUGUUACUAUAUAGGGCCAAUGACACAACUUUGACUAUUCUUACCAAUUGAGCUCACGAUAUGCUUGGACCGCCUUAGCGUCUCCAUAGUCUCUAUCUAUAGCGUUGGAGAGGGACACGUUCCAUUCAGCAUUAUGCGAUAAUCUGUCUUUCUUGGAUUCUUCCAUUCAAGAAUUAUUGUGUUUUGAGGGGAAAGAAGAAGAGAAAAUGGUACUACAAACAGUGGAUGUUCUGAAAAAUGAAAUUCCAUUCGAGGAGGAAACAGUAACGAUUUUUUCUCCGGCCGGUUUAGUUCUCGUGGACAUCAUCAAUGGCUUCUGCACCGUUGGAUCGGGCAGCCUGGCCCCAAGGGAACCCAACAGGCAGAUCACUCAGAUGAUUGAAGAAUCAGCAAAACUUGCAAAACUGUUCUGUGACAACAAAUGGCCUGUGCUUGCAUUUCUCGACUCGCACCACCCUGGAAAACUCGAGCAUCCCUAUCCUGCACACUGUAUCACUGGAACCGAUGAAUCAAACCUUGUUCCAGCUCUGAGGUGGAUAGAAGAGGAGCCAAAUGUGACAAUCAAGCGCAAGGAUUGCUACGAUGGGUUCAUUGGUUCGAUUCAGGAGGAUGGUUCCAAUGCCUUUGUUGACUGGGUGAAGAACAACAAGAUACGAGUUUUGUUGGUCGUAGGUAUCUGCACAGACAUAUGCGUGCUGGACUUUGUUUGCUCCACAUUGUCCGCUAAGAACCGUGGUUUUCUCGACCCUCUUGAGGAUGUGGUGGUGUACUCCAGAGGCUGUGCUACGUUUGAUUUCCCAGUUUCGAUGGCAAUAAAUAGCAAAGACCUUUUAGCUCAUCCCCAGGAGCUGAUGCACCAUAUGGGGCUCUACAUGGCUAAGGGAAGAGGUGCCAAGAUCGCGAGAGAAGUAAUGUUUCAUGCUCCAGGGAAGGCAUGAGAUACCAGUACCUGCAAAAUACAUAGCUUAACAUUUCGUGGUCAUUCUCAGGAUCAUGAAAUCAAUGUAUGCUGCUGUUUAGUUAUGUGUGAUGAAUAAACCCAAACUGUGGAACUGGAUUCAAGAAUUAUUAGACAAUAUUCAGCUUAGAAGUUAAACUACGAUGCAGAGAGAAGGAUUGGAACAUUUCCUAUCUUGGAAUGGAACUUUCCCAUAUAUACACAAGGUUAUAGAAA
Molecule: messenger RNA, 1238 nt
Organism: Sesamum indicum (sesame)
Lineage: Eukaryota; Viridiplantae; Streptophyta; Magnoliopsida; Lamiales; Pedaliaceae
Product: nicotinamidase 1
Biological process (GO): pyridine nucleotide salvage
Molecular function (GO): nicotinamidase activity
Source: RefSeq, a predicted model, not a curated record